UUGGUCACUUUCCUUGAGCGCAGGACUCGAGAGAUGGCAGCAGUUUCGCGGCUGACUGGCUUUGAGGAGUUUGAGAGAAUGACCGGCUUUCUUCACGAGAGUUUACUGCACCCCUUCAUCGGUAUCAUGCCUAUUCCUUUUCCGAUUUAACCCUGUUUACCAGUCUAGCUACUGCGCAGCUCUCGGGCUCGUAUUCCAGAGUGGACACUAAGCUCUCUCUGAGGCACCUGAGGAAUUCGCGAGCGAGCCAGAAGCGCCCAGCCUCGUGAGUUGCGUGCGCACUCGCGCGCCUCCUUGUUCCAUCGGUUUUCAGCGCGAAUUAAUCAAUUUGAUGCCGAUGCAGGAGCGUGAAGGACGAGAGUGCGGCGUCCCCGACUUCAGGCGGGUUGUGAUCAUCUCGGUGCAAAGCCCCUAUGAUCAUGCUUGCCUAUAACGAUCAGAUGACACUAACACGUGCUGUCAUAUUGCGCUGGCUCAGUUCCAAAAUUAAUACCAGAUUACACUUUGCCUGGGUUGAAGUGACUUGUUAAUAAGAAAAGCAGACAGAGAGUUUAUUUGCUUUUCUCCGCUGCCAGUUCCUCACGACUUCCGCCAACAAUGAGAUUAAAAGGAGUAUGUUUCAUAUUUAUUUUGGGGGCUUUAACGGCUUACUACAUUUAUACACCUGUACCGGAGGAUAUUGAAGAGCGAUGGAAGCUUAUGAUCACUGACUGUUUCUUCAGGAGCCUCAGCCACCUGGCAGACUUCAGUGAGCUGCUCGGGCUGAGGGACUACAUGGGGGUGAUGAUGUUCAUCACCUUCGCCGAGGCCGUGGUGCCGGUGUCGGACGAGCGUGUGCGGGUCACGGAGGAGCAUUUUGACGGUGUGGAGGUGGUGCUGUACCAGCCCGCUCAGCAGGACGACAGCACAGAGCUGAGGAGAGCCGUCGUCUUCAUCCACGGAGGAGGAUGGUGCCUGGGCAGCUCCAGAAUGAGCCCCUACGAUCUUCUUGCUCGUCAGAUGGUCACAGAGCUCAAUGCAGUUGUUGUGUCAGUGGAAUACCGCUUGGCCCCAGCUCACCAUUUCCCGGUGCCGUUCGAGGACGUGUACCGUGUGGUGACGCACUUCCUGCGAGCCAAAGUUCUGGCCCAGUAUCAGGUGGACCCGGGCAGGAUCGCCGUCUCUGGAGACAGUGCUGGAGGAAACCUGGCCGCCGCUGUAGCCCAGCAGCUCCAGCAGGACCCAGAGCAGCAGGUGGUGCUUAAAGCCCAAGUUCUGCUCUACCCAGCGGUGCAGGCCCUGGACCUCAACACGCCGUCCUACCGCCAGAAUCAGCACAUGCCCAUUCUGCCACGCACACUCAUGGUGCGUUUCUGGAGCGAGUACUUCAGCAGCGACAAGUCCCUGUACCGCGCCAUGCUCGCCAACGCGCACAACGGGCCCGAGUCCGCCUCCCUGCUCAAGUUUGUGGACUGGGGCGCCUUCCUGCCGGAGCGCUUCCGCGGAGGCUACAACUACACGGCACCUCUGGUGGUCUCCACGGCGACCCCGGCGUCAGCAGACAGCCCGCUCCGGAGCUUGGGCGAUCCGCGGGCGUCACCGCUGCUGGUCCCGGACGCUGCUCUGCGGGGCCUGCCCUGCGCCUACGUGCUGACGUGCGAGUACGACGUGCUGCGCGACGACGGCGUAAUGUACGCCAUGCGCCUGAGGCAGGCCGGCGUCAACGUCACGCACGAAUACUACCCGUCCGGUUUCCACGGCGCCCUCAUGUUCACCACGUGGCCGGCGGACUUCGCCAUCGCCCACCGUAUGACGGACAACCUCAUUCGCUGGCUGCAACACAACCUCUGAACCUGUAUACCUGUACAUGCCACCACAAACACAAACAACACAACAACACAACAACACAAACAUAUAACACAAACAUCAAAAGAAAGUAAAUAAUAUUUUCACUCCUUGCUAAUCUUUUGUCCCAUUCACGUAAGUAGGAUUUGGCUUUCGCUUCGGCAUCAACUUUACUUACAGUUAUAUAGAUAUCGCUUUUGUUGUACAUCCUGCCAGAGAAAAUUAUUUUAGAGGUUAUUUUAAUUUUAUUUCCUUUCUAAACCAAAUGAAUAGGCCUAGUUCACUUCACAGUGCUGCACUUUGCUUGUCAUCCACUGAGAGCUCCUAAGACAUUUCUAGAUACCAGUGACAAAGAGAUAUCCACUUCUUUGUGUACUCAAGGGAUGCUGCUUUGGGCAAAAACAACCGUGAAAGGAUACUCUCUCGAUAUUCUUUGUUUACAGACUCUCUUACAGUCGUCAAUAACAUGUCAGUAGAUGAUUACUGUUGUUUGUCUCCAUCGUGCUUUGGUUUUGUGCUUGGAUUGGCCUUUUUUUAUCUGACCACCAGGGGAAAAGUCAGCUUUACCCGUUUUAAGCUUAAUUUCUCUCAUUUAAAAAAAAUAUUAAACAAGGGUGAUAUUCCUGGGACCAGAAAACUAUUUUUUUCUUAUUUUGUUUGCGUCUCCUCGGGGAUUUAGCAACUUAACUGCAGGGGUUACACCUCAUGUGAUUUUGGCUUACUUUACCUCAUACAUAUUACUUUCUCUCUCUCUCUCUCUCUCUCUCUUUCUCUCUCUCUCUUUUUCUUUCCCUCUUUCUCUCUUUCUCUCUCUCUUUCUCUUUCUUAAUCUCUCACUGCUUCACUCUUACUUACAUUCUCUUUACCUUUCUCUCACAUUACCACAACCCUCAAGGCUUCUUCCAUAUUCCAUGUCCUCUUUGUUAUUUUCUUCUCUCCAUCCAUCCAUCUAUCUAUCUUUCUAUGCAUUUCCCUUUCUCUUUCCUUCACUAUAAAACACAUAAUGCCUCAGUUCAGUUUAUAUGGCAGGCCACAGAAACACCUUAGGAUGGCCUUACAUUGUCCUCUGACUGUGAGGUCACAACCUCACCACGGCAACCGUGCUAUCAGUGGACACUACCAAGGAAUGUCAACCUCUCUUUGUGUUCCUCUCGUCUAGAACGACACAUUGGAAACGGCGUUUCGCCAUCUCUGUAUUUGCUCAUUUGCUAAAUAAUGUUGUCAUUGUCCUCCCUGUUAUAAGCAGUUUUACAGUAGAUAGUUUAGUGCACACGUGCUUUAGUGUACAUAUUUGUACUUUUUGUUCUUCAGGCGUUAGAGAUGUGUUUAUUUUAGUGUUUUCAUUUUUCUCUUUACACUUGGCUCUUCCACCAGCUCCAAAAAUGCAAGUGGAUUGUUUUAUUCUUUGUUUCUCACAGGCAAAUAUGGUACGGUUUAAUGAUUCAUUUGCUAACAAUAAAGUGAUCCAAAUGGU
Molecule: messenger RNA, 3298 nt
Organism: Clupea harengus (Atlantic herring)
Lineage: Eukaryota; Metazoa; Chordata; Actinopteri; Clupeiformes; Clupeidae
Gene: aadac
Product: arylacetamide deacetylase
Cellular component (GO): membrane
Molecular function (GO): carboxylic ester hydrolase activity
Source: RefSeq, a predicted model, not a curated record